AUGUCUGUUCGACAAACUAUUAUUAUCUCCUGUUUUGUUCUAUUGGCACUGGGAAAACUAGGUGACAGUCUCAGAUGCUUUGAAUGUACGUCGUGUAAUGGCCCAGUAAAUAGAAACAAUACAAAGACAAGUAGGGAAUUUAAUGGAACCGAAUACUCGUGUUGGAAAUUAACGGCGAGAGGCGUUGCUACAGCACGUGGUAUUUCGAAUUCUUGCGUAGAACUCAACGCUGGUGGCUUUGGUACAUGGUGCUGCAAGACAGAUCUAUGUAAUGAUGCUAUUCUACCAGUACCAGUGACAUAUCUCGUAUUGCUCAUGGCUUUUGGCAGCGUUACUUUAUUUUUCAAAGGAUCAUAA
Molecule: messenger RNA, 357 nt
Organism: Rotaria socialis
Lineage: Eukaryota; Metazoa; Rotifera; Eurotatoria; Philodinida; Philodinidae
Source: the annotation of a GenBank genome assembly